Patiria miniata (bat star) is the source of this 1044-nucleotide messenger RNA. RefSeq names its product probable phytanoyl-CoA dioxygenase. The record is from RefSeq and is a predicted model, not a curated record. Bases 1 to 963 code for a protein of 320 amino acids. The transcript has 9 exons. NCBI's taxonomy places the organism in Eukaryota, Metazoa, Echinodermata, Asteroidea, Valvatida, Asterinidae.
AUGGAAGUUUCAGUUGGAGGCCGAGGGGGCGUGUCCGGAGAUGGUGGGUGUGUCGACCUGAGUACAAAGCAUGAACCACUUGGAGGGCUUUUCAACCCUGUUAAGGAGCCCGCAGACUGGAGCCGCUUCAAGUUGAGCCAGGAGCAGGUGGAUCAGUUCUGGCGAGAUGGUUACCUGACCAACAUCCCUGUGCUGUCAGAGGAACAGUGCGACAAGAUCUUGUCAGACUAUCAGCGAAUUAUUGAAGAGAACGACAAACUUCCUGGAAUGGAUUUGUUAUAUGAGUUCCACUGCAAUCAGACCAACGAUCCGCGUAAUGUUCUCCUGCACUGCCUAGGCCACUGGAGACUGAUGCCGAGCUUCCAUGAUCUCUGCUUCAUGCCAAAUAUUGCGGUCCCCGCCUCACAGCUGUUGGAUCCCAAUCAGGAGCGGAAGGUCAGAUUGUGGCACGACCAGCUCUUUGCAAAGCCACCCCAUUGUGGAGGCAAUGUCGCCUGGCAUCAGGACUAUUCCUACUGGACUCGGACCGUGCCCAUGGCUCACCUGACCAUUCACAUUGCCCUAGAUGCCCAGACACUGGAUAAUGGCGGCCUGCAGUACGUACCUGGAUCGCACAGAUGGACCAGGGAUGGGGCUCCCCUGCCCGUGACUGACUUCAACUUCAAAGAUAUGGACUCAAUUGAGACAAUCUUGACGGAGGAAGAAAGGGCCAACUUCAAGCCAGUCCACGGCCUCCUGAAGAAAGGACAGGCAAGCAUCCACCACCCGCUGACGGUCCAUGGAUCUAAACCCAACAGGUCGGAGUAUUCUCGCCGCGCAUGUGUUGUGAACUACGUCGCUGAUGGGGUGUGCAGUAAUUCAGAUGAGCCGCUACUGAAAGGAACCAACUUGAUCAAAAAGGGAGACAAGAUGGAAGGGCAGUUCUACCCACUGAUCUAUGAUCCUGCGUGGUCCAGGGCCUAGAUGCAUGUAGCCUUUAGUCAAGUGCCACGCGCCUAUACCAGGACCAUCCGGACACGUAACGCACCCCGGAUUUUGGCACGU